CCUGCGGAGUGAGGCUGACAUGUCUCAGAUAAAGGCUUUGUGUCUCAGAGCUCCAGCAGCAAGCCAGGCCCAGAAAGAGAACAGCCCUGCCCCGGGUGCCCAGCUCUGCAGGGCAGGUGGCUGGAGCCCUGCGCUCUGACUGGCACUGAAUGCUCACUGUGCAGAAUGGGGGCCCAGCUGUGUCAAGAACAGCCCCUUUUCUUGGUAGCUGGACUCCUGCUCAGCCUCCUCACUCCUGCUUUGAGCCCUGCUCCGGUGACAUCUGAAGAUGUGGCUCUCCUGGGAGAGGUUUCUGAGACCAUUCGCUGCUUCUCCCGAUCUUUUGAAGACCUCACCUGUUUCUGGGAUGAGGAGGAGGCACAGCAUGGGAACCACACGUACCGCUUCUACUACACCUACAAUGGGGAGAAGGCCAAGCAGUGCGUGCUGGCUGUGCAGAGACGGAGCGGCAGCGGCAGACGUUACGUCUGCGUCUUCCCCAGCAGCCAUGAGGUGCGACUCUUCACACAGCUCUGCAUCCACGUGCUAGACACACCCGGCAACCAGACCAAGUACUCCCGGGAAGUCGCCGUGGAGACGGUUGGGCUCAUUGCUCCCCCUGUGAAUAUAACAGUCAUCUGGACUGGGGCAGCUGGGGAGCUGCAGGUGAGCUGGGAACCCCCAGCUACUGAAUACACCGAGCUCUUCAUCUAUGAGAUCCUCUAUUGCAUUGUGGGCUCCAUGGAAUCACCCUGCCGGAAGCAAGUGCAUAGCACCAGGGCUUGUGUCCUCCACCCCCUGCAGCCGGGAGCCAAGUACCACAUCCGGAUCCGCACCAAGCCAGAUGGCUUGUCCCUGGAUGGAUUCUGGGGCCCCUGGUCUCAGGCAGUGGCUGCUGAAACACCCCGCUCCUCAGGAGAGAUCGGGCUGCGCUGUUUCACCUCUGACCUGCGGUGGGUGCAGUGUGAGUGGACCUGGGAUUCUGCAGAUUCCAACAGCUCCCACAGCCUCUUCUAUCGGUCCCAAGGGAGCAGUGAUGCCUCCAGAGGCCAGGCUUGGCAGCGCUGUCAAGAGCACAGUGCAAGGCCCCAGAACACCCAUGCCUGCAUGUUCCAGCCCAGGAAUGACAGUGACAUCUUCAUCUUGGUGAAUAUCUCUCGGAGGCACCCUGAACCAGUCCUCAGCUACUUUGGGGAGCCGUUCCGGAUGCACCAGGCCGUGCUCACCAGCCCCCCAAGGAUCUUGCAGGCCAACAUCAGUGGUGGGCAGCUGAGGCUGCAGUGGGCCCCACCAGAGGAGGAAUUGGCAGAGUACAUGGUGUAUCAGAUCCGCUACUCGGUGGAGAACAGCCUGGACUGGAAGGUCCUGCAGAUCCAGCAUGCGGCCAACAGUGAGACCCUGGACCUGCGUGCUGGCCCCCGCUACCUCCUCCAGGUGCGAGCCAAGCCCAAUGGGCAGCAGCUCCAGGGGUUCUGGAGUGCCUGGUCAGAGACCAUCGUGGUGGAGUCCCCAUCUGGAGCAGGCAGCAAGGACACUGGGGAGCCUGAUGCAUUCACUGCUUCCUUCUCUGUCCCUGGCUGGAUAAUACUGAGCCUUACCAUCACACUGCUCUUCUUUGUGGGACUCCUGGGGCUGAGGUGCUCUUUUCCCUCUGCGUACAGCAGCGUGAAGCGAAAGCUCUGGCCUCCUGCCCCAGAUCUGCAUCGCGUCCUGGGCACUUUCCUCACUGACGACAGCAAGCAGCAGCAGGCAAACACUUCAUUCUACAACAAGCCCUUGGAAGAUGUGAUCCUACCCUGCCUCCUGGAAGUCCUUUCUGAGAGGAAGGGGGCUGAGACUCCCCCAGAGCCCACCCUGCUGAAGACAGCAUGCCCAGGGUCUGGCAUCCCAGAGGGCCCCGAGGAUGAAGAGACUAGCAAUCUCUCCUCUCCUCAUCAGGACUACAUGGUGCUGCAUCCCAGCAGCCCCACAGGCAGCCGCUACGAGAACGAGUACCUGGACAACAGAGGGGAGGGGGAUGACAUCUACCUUAGGGGUCUCGCUGUGCUCCUGCUCCAUGUCCCAGAUGCUCACUCAGAGCUCCGGCAGGACCGGGCUGAGAUCCAGUACAACGCACAGGUGCCUAUCAGCCUUCAGGCUGAACACGUGCCUUUAGGGGGGCCUGUAGACUCUGAGGAGGAGGACUGGGAGUGCCCAUGCUCCGGGAAGCAGUCCAUGUCCACUACAGACAUUUCUAACCAGUCCUACCUGCUGAUGAGCAGCUGGGAGCAGCAGCCCUUCCUCUGAAUCCAGGAUCUGCUACAUGCCCUAGGCUGCCCAGCGAGGAUGGGAGUGAGGCAGAGGGCUUGGCAUGUCAUUAGAACCUCACUGCUGGGAUGUCUAUGCCUGCCUGGAUUCUCAGCUGGGCUGGAGGAACCCCCAUGGGCUAAUACUGUAGAGCAGGGGUCGGCAACCUCUCAGAAGUGGUGUGCCGAGUCUUCAUUUGUUCACUUUAAUUUAAGGUUUCGCGUGCCGGUAAUACAUUGUAAUGUUUUUAGAAGGUCUCUCCC
This is a messenger RNA of Mauremys mutica (yellowpond turtle), 2528 nucleotides long. RefSeq names its product MPL proto-oncogene, thrombopoietin receptor (gene MPL). Gene Ontology annotation, biological process: immunoglobulin mediated immune response; cytokine-mediated signaling pathway; hemopoiesis. The coding region runs from base 166 to 2265 and encodes 699 amino acids. Gene Ontology annotation, cellular component: external side of plasma membrane; membrane. NCBI's taxonomy places the organism in Eukaryota, Metazoa, Chordata, Testudines, Geoemydidae. Gene Ontology annotation, molecular function: protein binding; cytokine receptor activity. The transcript has 12 exons. The record is from RefSeq and is a predicted model, not a curated record.